Molecule: messenger RNA, 591 nt
Organism: Mesocricetus auratus (golden hamster)
Lineage: Eukaryota; Metazoa; Chordata; Mammalia; Rodentia; Cricetidae
Gene: Rnase11
Product: ribonuclease A family member 11 (inactive)
Source: RefSeq, a predicted model, not a curated record
CAAGAGCUGCAACCUGCUGCAAACCAGGCUGUUGAGCAACCAAUGAACUCAACCCUGUCAGAUGAAGAUACCAGCCUCGGCGCACUCACUCCAGAAUGUGGCGAUGGCUGCCUCACCCCCAACAUCCAGAAGGUUUUAUUUUGUCACCCCCAAGGGAAACCCUUUGAUGUUAAGAGAAGCUUUUUCCUUGCUAGCCGCUUUGGUUUAUCCCCCGCCAGUCGCCUGGGCUCUGCCGCGCCAGCCUGUUUCGAGAGCCGCAUGAGUAGCUACUUCCCCAACACUUUGAGUCAUGACCAAAACUGUCUACAUGGGCCGAGAGUCUCGAGGAAAGUUGUAGACAUGAAUGAGUCGUGCCGGCUGGUCAGUAACUUUAUACACGAUGGGAUGCAUGGCGUUCCCGAGGCCACCAGCUGGGAAUGUGGAGAAACACCGAGCCUAGGCUGCUUCGAGAGCCCAGGGCUGGAGCAUACCAUGUGCAAGGUCACGGCAGGCCAGCAGUGCCCGAGGUGCCAGGAGCGCAGCGUCACCUCGCUGAAGAGAGCGCUGACAGUGCUGACAAGCCAUUCUCUGAUGAGCUGGUUAGUUAGUUAG